AUAUCAUUAUACGACUGUGACUUGUAAAAAUUAAAUUUGAAAUAAACAAAAAAAAUGAGUUUCUGUGCAUAUGAUUCGGAUAUUGUUAUAUGCAACAAUGAUCAUUUUAUAAUGUAUAAUAUUAAUGAUAACUUAAUAAAUAACAUAGAACUACCUCAUUUGGAAUGUAAUAAGAUAGUUAAUAUACAUAAUAAUGUAGAUAUUGAAUCAUAUCAUAUGAUUAUUAGUACAACAUUUUCUAAUGAUGGCAAAUAUUUUUUGGUAUGCACAAAUCGUAAACAAUUGUGCUUAUACGAACGAAAAAGUAAAGAACUUAUAUCGAACAGAAUACUACCUAGAGCAGCAAGUAAAGUCAUUUUUUCUCCAAACAAUGAUAUAAUUGUUGCCGAUAAAGCUGGAGAUGCUUAUCUGUUUUCUACUACAAAUCCUGUGGGAAAUGGAAUUUUACUUUUGGGACAUUUAUCAAUGCUACUAGAUAUACUCAUAACUGAAGAUGGAAAGUAUAUUUUAACGACUGAUAGAGAUGAAAAGAUCCGUGUAUCAAUGUUCCCAUAUUCAUAUAACAUUGUAUCGUAUUGUCUUGGACAUAGCAAAUUUGUUACAAAUAUUUGCGAACUACCCCAUAAAAAAGAUAUUUUAAUAUCAUCAGGAGGAGAUGGAACUCUUAAAUUUUGGGAUUAUGUAUGUGGAAAUGAACUAUUAACUGUUAAUUUUAGUGAAAAAAUUCCUAAAUAUAAUAUUGAUAAUUUUAAUAAAAUUCUUAAAACUAAUCAUGAAGAACAUGUAAAUGUGUUACCAGUAAAACAUCUAAGGGCUGCGAAACUUAAUAAAUUAUCGUCCUUAGUUGUUAUUAGUUUUUAUAGUAGUAAUGUAUUGCUAGUAUAUAUUAUUGAUGAAACAGUGGAAUCAAGUUUAACUGCCACUUGGAGUGAAAACGUAAUAAUGGAAGAUGAACCUUUAGAUUGUUUUUUAAAAAAUAAUCAAAUGUGGAUUUUAACAAAUUCAGGAGUAAUCGUAUAUAUCUUAGACAAUAAUCAUUUUGUAUUAGAUUCAACUACAAAUAAUACAUUAAAAGAAUUGAAUGAAGCUUGGAUGUCAUUGAAUAAUAAUACACUUAGGAAAAAUUUAUUUCCUAGUUUGUACAAAAGAAAAUAUGAUAAUGUACAACAGUAUUUAGAAAGAAAAAAAUUACGUCUGCCACCUACUUUGGAAUAAGGACUUUCAGUCAAUAAAAAAAAAAAUAAUAAUUAGCGUACAAUAUAUAUCAUGUAUUAUAAAUUUUAAUUCUUUAUUAUAUUGGGUAAUAAAAG
Messenger RNA from Polistes canadensis, 1310 nucleotides. It is a transcript of the gene wuho, whose product is annotated as tRNA (guanine-N(7)-)-methyltransferase non-catalytic subunit wdr4. Gene Ontology annotation, molecular function: tRNA (guanine(46)-N7)-methyltransferase activity; protein binding. Gene Ontology annotation, cellular component: nucleus; tRNA methyltransferase complex; cytosol. Bases 55 to 1215 code for a protein of 386 amino acids. Lineage: Eukaryota; Metazoa; Arthropoda; Insecta; Hymenoptera; Vespidae. The transcript has a single exon. Gene Ontology annotation, biological process: RNA (guanine-N7)-methylation. The record is from RefSeq and is a predicted model, not a curated record.